AAUGGUCUCCAGCUGCCAAAGAAAGUUGUGGAUGCCAAGAGAAAGGUAACCGAUUCCCAUACCGUUGAGUGGAAUUGGAUUCCUCUGGGACCUAUACUGGCUGGCAGUAGACAUGGCUGAGUGCACAAGCUACAAGGAAACAGCCUCCAGCCGCCACUUGCGGUUUAAGCUGCAGAGUCUAAGCCGACGCCUUGAUGAGUUGGAGGAAGCCACCAAAAACCUCCAGAAAGCAGAAGAUGAGCUUGUAGAUCUCCAGGACAAAGUGAUUCAGGCAGAAGGCAGCAACUCCAGCAUGCUGGCAGAGAUAGAAGUGCUGCGCCAGCGGGUGAUGAGAAUUGAGAGCAAAGAUGAAGAAAUUAAGAGAGCUGAGGAUCUGUGCCAGCUGAUGAAGGAGAAGCUCGAAGAGGAGGAGAACCUCACCCAGGAGCUGAAAUUAGAGAUUGAACGGCUUCAGAAAAGAAUGGCCGAGCUAGAGAAGCUGGAGGAGGCCUUCAGCAGAAGUAAGAAUGACUGCACUCAGCUUUGUCUGAGCCUAAAUGAGGAGCGAAACCUAACCAAAAAAAUCUCCUCAGAGCUGGAAAUGCUCAGGGUCAAAGUGAAAGAACUAGAAUCUUCUGAAGACCGCCUGGAUAAAACAGAGCAGAAUUUAGUGUCAGAGUUAGAAAAACUGAAAUCAUUAACUCUGAGCUUUGUGAGCGAGAGAAAAUACUUGAAUGAAAAGGAGAAAGAAAAUGAGAAAUUAAUAAAGGAGCUCACACAGAAGCUGGAACAGAACAAAAAAAUGAACCGCGAUUACACACGGAAUGCUUCCAAUGACCUGCGGAUUGAGGACGGGAUCUCUUCCACAUUGUCAUCCAAGGAAUCAAGAAGGAAGGGCAAUCUGGACUAUCUGAAGCAGGUAGAGAAUGAAGCAAGAAACAAGUCAGAAAAUGAAAAGAACCGAAAUCAGGAAGACAACAAAGUCAAAGACCUUAACCAAGAAAUAGAGAAACUUAAAACACAGAUCAAACAUUUUGAAUCUUUGGAAGAAGAGCUUAAGAAAAUGAGAGCCAAAAAUAAUGACCUUCAAGAUAAUUACCUAAGUGAACAAAAUAAAAACAAACUUUUAGCCAGCCAAUUGGAGGAGAUAAAGCUACAAAUCAAGAAACAGAAAGAGUUAGAAAAUGGGGAGGUAGAAGGAGAAGAUGCCUUCCUGUCCAGCAAAGGCCGGCACGAAAGGACUAAAUUUCGAGGCCACGGGAACGAGGUGUCACUGUCUAAACACACAUCCCGGGAGCUGUCACCGCAACAUAAGCGGGAACGGCACCGGAACAGGGACUUUGCUCUCAAUAAUGAAAACUAUUCUCUUAGCCACAGGCAGCUGUCCUCGCCCAGUUUCCCCAACAGGAGGGCAGCCAAAGGUUGCAACUUGGGGGUAGGUAUGGACAGUGGGACUCAGGAGACAAAAAGAACUGAAGACCGAUUUGCAUCUGGCUCCUGUCAGAAUGAAGGGAAGAAGUCCAGGGAUCAGCCCUCGGUGUUGAGCCGCUACCCACCAGCAGCCCAGGAACACAAUAAAGUUUGGAAAGGUACUUCCAAGCCGGGCAAUGAGAGCACAUUGAAGGGAAGAGUGGAGAAGACUACAAGAGCAUUUAAUGACACUGCCCAUGGAUCUGUUCUCAGUGACACAGCAGGUAGAGGUGACAAGGCUUCUGACACCUCUGAGACCCUCUGUGGUAAGAGGGUGCAGGUAUCUGCCAGUGGAAGCCAAGCAACACAGGCUGCAGACUCUGGAAGCUCCAAAGCCUCAUCUCGAAGAUCCUCCUCAGAAGGGCUCGCAAAGGGCAAAAAAUCAGCCAACAGUCAGGAGACUGAUCCCAAUUCUCCAAACUCCAAGGCUCCUGUUUUAUCGAAAUACCCUUACGGCUCUAACUCCAAAAGUCAAGAGAACAUCCUUCAGAGCUUUUCAACCCCCAAUAAAGAAGCAGUUGAUCAUCCUAUAGCAGUUGUGAUGGAGGACAGCAGUCAGCAUGAAGCCUUGAGGUGUCGAGUGAUCAAAUCCAGUGGCAGAGAGAAACCAGACUCAGAUGAUGACUUGGACAUGGCAUCUCUUGUUACUGCCAAAUUGGUCAACACCACCAUCACUCCAGAGCCGGAGUCCAAACAGCAGCCCAGCUCUAGAGAAAAAGGGAAAUCUCGAGGAGCGCUUAGAACCUCCCUGUUUGAGAAUGACAAAGAUGUUGGAACAGAAGGUGAAUCUGUGAAACCUGUCAGAGCCUCCCCCACUGCCAUAGAGCCUCCAGAUGCCAAUGGUGUGGGAGCGAAGAGCCAAAGGCCCUUCAGCCCCAGAGAGGCCUUGCGGUCCAGAGCCAUUAUCAAACCCGUCAUCAUUGAUAAGGAUGUGAAAAAAAUCAUGGGCGGGUCUGGAACCGAGGCUGUGCCAGAGAAACAGAAGUCCAUGUCCAAAUCCCAAAACAAAGUGACCAGCAGUAUUACUAUCUACCCCACUGACAGUAGCAACCCAAGAGCCACCCCUGCGGAGGCCUCAAAGGAGAGGCACACAUCCACCAGCAAUAUCCAGGUUGGGCCACUAGAGCUCACAUCGGUUAGCAACUAUGUCAGCUCCCCCUUUGAGCUCUCCAUUCACAAACACGACAUCACCCUGCAGCUCUCAGAGAGUGAAAGAACGGGAGACGGGCCCCUGAAGAACAGGCCAGAAACAGUGGUGUCUCGGAGCAGCAUCAUCAUCAAGGCAUCAGAUUCUGUGGAGCGCAACAGCCACACACCUCCUGCUGAGACAAUCAGGUGGAAAAGCCAUAAUAACUCCUCAGAAGUGGGCUCCGCAGAUGCCCGGCACGUCACUGUGCGGAAUGCCUGGAAGAGUAGGCGAGACUUGAAUUCCUUAGAUGACUCCCCAACUCAAAGAGGUAAAAAUGUGGAUUCAGCCAAUGCCUACAUUCAGAGGUCUUCCACAGACUUCUCAGAACUUGAACAGCCCCGGUCGUACCUUCUUGAACAGAGCACUCGCAAGGUGGGGAAUGCAGGUGAUGGCCCUGAGCCCUCUAGAAGGACACAGAGUAGCCUCACUGUAUCCGAGGUGCUCACCCGGCGCAGCCGUGCAGGAGUCGGCGUCCCUGCAGCAGCCUGGAACCACUCAGCGGGCCUGGAAGAGGACAGUGAAGACUGCACACUUGGUGUCUACAGGCGACCGCACAACUCCCUGGACCAGCCUGAAUUGCCUGUGAAGCAGGGGCUGCCAGAUCCUGGGUGGGUAUGGGCCGAGGACCGGUUACGGCCACCCAGGCCCUGUGCUGAGGAAAACUGA
Molecule: messenger RNA, 3304 nt
Organism: Elephantulus edwardii (Cape elephant shrew)
Lineage: Eukaryota; Metazoa; Chordata; Mammalia; Macroscelidea; Macroscelididae
Gene: LUZP1
Product: leucine zipper protein 1
Exons: 3
Coding region: 113-3304 (1063 amino acids)
Source: RefSeq, a predicted model, not a curated record